UUCAAAGAAGAAUUUGGCAGAUUAUGGCUCAAGGUACAUUUGCUGCUUCUUGGACAAGGAGCAAUGUGUGAAUCAAACCAUACCUUAAGCAAUGUCCUUUUUAAAAGGCACAAUAUAACACCUUCAAGUGCCCCAUGUAGCCUGGAGUUCAGAUUCUUGCUGUGUGAGAAAAUGAGAGCAGAGGUGUGUAGCACUUUAUCCCCAUCUUAUUUACAAGCAGUGGGAGAAUGUCUUGCAAAAUGUGAGCAGCUAAUUUUAGGCGACAACAUAUUUUAAGGUGCCAAGCCUUCCAAACAGGGAAGGAAUGUAUAUCCAGCUAGACUGCCUUUAGCUCCCAGCUGCUCUAGGACACUGGAUGUUUAUGCCACCUCCAGUACAUAAAGUCUUUUGUGCAGAGGCAUAAUCCUUUGUUGUGACAUUAGUAGAGGUAGCCAGUAUGGAAAUGAUUGUGAAAUCCCUCGUCGUAUGGAAGAGGAGGAGAAGGAGGUGCAUCCGACGUGGUUCGCAUGGCGCUAACGCUCUCCGGCCCCAAAUCCCAAGGGACUUUCCAAGUGCUAAUUAGUUAAGAGUCAGAGUUAUCUGUUGUCAGCAGUGGACAAACAAGUGGCACAGGGAGUGUGGAGCCUGAACUGGUGUUGCACAGGGACCUGAGAGGACCUGAGUAAAAUGCAGGGCCUGACUCCCAGCCCAGAACUUCCCUGGGAAAGCCCCUGACUCAAAGACACGGCUCCAUCUUUUUAAGGCCACUCGGUGAAGAGCCCAGGGGGUUCCUGUCGGGUGCCCAGGCCAGCAAGGGCGCAGAGUCCCCUCUGCUGCACUCCUCCUCCUCAUCCUUCCACGGCAGCAUUCCACCUGCUGCUUGGGAAUAAACAAAACAACCCUUUCAUAUUCUAAAGGUCUUUUUGUGCAGGUUGUGCGGAAGCCUGGUUCUAUAUUUCAGCAGCAAAUAGAAAAGAUUAUGUCCUGAUAUAAAAAAUGUAUAUAUAUAUUCUGCAUCAAUCCCAAGGUGCAAUUAAAGCAGGGAACUGCUGUCCUUUAUCAAUAACCUUCACCCCGGAGCUUUUCAUUGCCUCAUAAAACAAGCAACUCCUCCUUGCAGGAGUUCAGACAGCAGCUUUUAUCAUCAUGAAACUUUCAUUUCUUGAAGCUGGCAGCAGCGAGUACCGGGGAUGCACAGCUGCUCAUGGGGCCGUUUGCACCUACAGCGCUGAGCUUUCCGUCCCUUCCUCCUGUUCAAAGGGAAAACACUGAGCACCACAAAGCUCUGCUUAGUUAAGUCCUCAGUUUCUUGCAGCCAAAAAGGAAUGGACGUAGGUGGGGAAUGGGGGGUUGUGUCAAGAAAGCUGUCUCAGGCUUCAUACUUCUGGAGUUAAAGAGGGGAAACAAUAAAAAAUAAUAAUCAUGCUGGUACUAGGAUUUGAUUUACUCACACGGAAAGUGACCAAGCUGCAGCCCCGUAACCGCCGGGGCCACAGGAAUCCGCCCGCAUUCCCAGGAAUUUGGACAUUUUGUGUUGCACCCACUUCAGCCCGCUUUCCAGAUUGUCACUCAAGCACGGGGCACGCCCCCUUCAGGAGGCUAUUUAAAGAGGAGCUGGUGUGCUACUUUCUCCAAAGAGAGAGGAGAAACUCCGAAAGAGUGGGACUGAGUCAUUCAGCAGCCUGAAUCCCCUCCCUUCCUUUUCCUCGGGAUGCUUGGCAACUUGGGGACAGCGACCCGGACCCUGUUCCUCCUCCUCCUCACCCCUGCCUGGGCGGAACCGCAGGCCUGCCCGUCGCCGUGCCGCUGCGCCCCCCAGGCUCUGCAGUGCCCCGCCGGCACCAGCCACGUCUUGGAUGCCUGCGGCUGCUGCAAGGUGUGUGCCAGGCAGCUGGGCGAGCUCUGCUCCCUGCAGAAACCCUGCGAUCAUCACAAGGGACUCUACUGCGACUUCUCCAAGAUCCACAGAGGCAGUGGGAUCUGCUUAGCUCACGAGGGCGCGACGUGUGACCUGCUGGGCAAGAUCUACCACAACGGGGAGAGCUUCCAGCCCACCUGCACGUUGCAGUGCAUCUGCAUGGACGGGGCCAUCGGCUGCAUCCCCCUCUGCUCCGACGACCUGCGCCUGCCGUCCCCCGAGUGCCCCAACCCCCGGCGCGUGAAGUUUCGCAAUAAGUGCUGUGAAGAGUGGAUCUGUGAAGAGGGCAGUGAGGAAAACCGCUUUGAAAUGGCCAUGGCGGUUUUCAGGGAGGAUCCUGCACACAAGCCAGAGCUGAACGACCUGCAGGAGAACUGCUUGGUGCAGACCACUGAGUGGAGCGCGUGCUCCCGGAGCUGCGGCAUGGGCAUCUCUGCCCGAGUGACCAACGACAACCCCCAGUGCCGCCUGGAGAAGGAGACCCGGCUCUGCAUGGUCCGGCCCUGUGACUUCCCCAUGGAGAAGACCAAGAAGGGGAAGAAGUGUGUGCGGACCCCCAAGCCACGACAGAGCCUCCGCUUUGAGUUUUCCGGCUGCACCAGCACCCGUUCCUACCGACCCAAGUUCUGCGGCAGCUGCACAGAUGGCCGCUGCUGCACCCCGUAUGUCACCAGCACUGUGGAGGUGGAGUUCCGCUGCCCCGAGGGGGACUUCUUCCAGCGGAAGAUGAUGUUCAUCAAGAUGUGCUCCUGCCACCACGACUGCCCCCGAGACAAUGACAUCUUCCUGGCCACGUAUCACAGGAGGAUGAUCGGAGACCAUGUCAAGACGGAGAGGCAGUAGCCCUCUCGUGUCAGAUCCACAGGCCAAGGUGUCAGGAGGGCUCUGCAGCGCUUUCGCGGCUGUGUUCCCAGACAAUGCAGCCUCUUCCCCCUCUGUGAGGGGCUGUGCUCUUCAGAACAGCACCAGUGGUCCCUCUGGCCUCCCGAAAAAGCUGAAGUGUGUGGGGGAUCAGCCCCAUCUGCCCCAGGCUCCUGACCUUCCCCCGUGGUGCUGCGAAGGUCAGUGAGGGAACCAGAAACAAGCCCAAAGCUCUGGUGAGGCCACCAGCACCGGCACUGUCAGCCCCAGCCUGGCUGGCGCAGCCGGCAGCGACGUGGCUCCGUGUGCCUUGGUACCUCUGAAAACUCACCCAUUGUGUUCAGUCUCUGCUGAUUUUUAGCAGAAACAUCCAGGUAGGAGCCCGAUCUCAUUCCUAUCUCAUUCCUUAAACCUUCCUGGCCUUUCACCGCUGGAAAUCACAGUGAAUUCCCGCUCCUGCCCGAGCAGGGGCCGCGCCGCAGCCCCGAGGCCUUGCCCCAGCACGUCUCCCAGCCCCCGGCAGAGCGCGGUGCCGGAGGGCGAUCCCGGCGUCGCAGCCGCUGCCCCGCGGCCCCUCACGCCCUGCAGCGCUGCCUCGGGCCGGGCUCUCCCCUCGGCCCCUCUUUUCUUGCUCUCUCAGCCUGCGGAAGCUCGUGAGCCUUCAGCCUCCUUUUACCUGUAAUCAGUUUGAACUGUAAAUAAUUUAUCUGAUGUUUUUCUUUUUUUUUUUUUAAGGCUUCCCAUGGUUUUUAUGUCCUUUAGCAUGACCUUGCUCAGGGCUUCUCCUCCCCUUGCCCUCUGGGUCUGCUCUGGACUGUUCUCCUGCUGUUUACACAGCUCCUGUGUAUAAAACUACACUGAGGUUGCACUUUACUCAACGCUAAUAAAUCUCUCUUUAUUUUUUA
This is a messenger RNA of Columba livia (rock pigeon), 3663 nucleotides long. Its product is annotated as CCN family member 2. Bases 1691 to 2740 code for a protein of 349 amino acids. The transcript has 5 exons. Gene Ontology annotation, molecular function: integrin binding; heparin binding. Gene Ontology annotation, cellular component: extracellular matrix; extracellular region. The record is from RefSeq and is a predicted model, not a curated record. Lineage: Eukaryota; Metazoa; Chordata; Aves; Columbiformes; Columbidae. Gene Ontology annotation, biological process: cell adhesion; signal transduction.